Populus trichocarpa (black cottonwood) is the source of this 773-nucleotide messenger RNA. RefSeq names its product 26S proteasome regulatory subunit 8 homolog B. Gene Ontology annotation, biological process: proteasome-mediated ubiquitin-dependent protein catabolic process. The record is from RefSeq and is a predicted model, not a curated record. Gene Ontology annotation, cellular component: proteasome regulatory particle, base subcomplex. Bases 1 to 690 code for a protein of 229 amino acids. Gene Ontology annotation, molecular function: ATP hydrolysis activity; ATP binding; proteasome-activating activity. Lineage: Eukaryota; Viridiplantae; Streptophyta; Magnoliopsida; Malpighiales; Salicaceae. The transcript has 7 exons.
AUGGCCGACACUCUAGCAAAGAGUUUUUUUUUUAACAUGAUUGGUGGUAUUGACCACCAAAUAAAAAAGAUAAAGGAGGUUACUGAACUUCCAAUUAAACACGCUGAAUUGUUUGAGAGUCUUGGAAUCGCUCAACCAAAGGGUGUUCUCCUUUAUGGGCCACCUGGCACAGGAAAAACUCUAUUGGCUAGGGCAGUGACUCAUCACAUUGUCUGUACGUUCAUUAGGGUUUCUGGCUCUGAAUUAGUUCAGAAGUACAUUGGAGAAGGCUCUAGAAUGGUCAGAGAGCUUUUUGUAAUGGCAAGGGAGCACGCUCCAUCAAUCAUUUUAAUGGAUGAGAUUGACAGCAUUGGAUCUGCACGAAUGGAUUCUGGGAGUGGCAGUGGUGACUGUGAGAAAAGAAUGGAACAAAUAGGGGAAACUAUGCGAAUUAUCAACACAGUUUUGAUGGCCACUAAUCGGAUUGAUAUUCUUGAUCAAGCGCUCCUAAGGCCAGGACGAAUUGACAGGAAGAUUGAAUUUCCAAAUCCCAACGAAGAUUCACGUCAGGAGAUCUUGAAAAUCCAAUCAAGAAGAAUGAGUUUAAUGCGUGGGAUUGAUUUGAAGAAGAUCGCUGAGAAGAAGAAUGGUGCAGAGCUGAAGGUAUUUUUAACCCAUGUCUAUUUAUCUUGCGCCACUUGCUUUUCUUGAAGUGUUUCCGUAUGUGGAAGUGAUUAUAAAUCAUGAAGACUAAUGAUGUCGUGCGGUUUUUAUUUAUUUCUCCAGUUAUUGAU